AGGUCAGUAAAUGUGAAACCAACCAAGGAUUUCUGACGGUCACAGGGGCACUGUGCUCCAACAAAUAAAAUGUUUCGCCCAGCGUUUGCAGCUCGACAAGUUAUUCAGAGAUGUGCGCAAAGACGAGCACUAUCAUGCGCUGUCAACUUUAACAAAGCCAGUGUUUGCUACAAGGAGAGUCAAGCGCAGUGCCAGUGCCCUAGUGUUUUGAACUUGCAGGCAAAGAACAGACCAUGGAUAUCACAGAAAAGAUAUUACUCUUCAGACUUACCAGAUCAUUUCAAAGUGACGUUACCAGCAUUAUCUCCUACCAUGGAAAUGGGAACAAUUAUAAACUGGCAGAAGCAGGAAGGGGACAAAGUGUCAGAAGGUGAUUUGUUAGCCGAGAUUGAGACUGACAAAGCCACAAUGGGGUUUGAAUCAUCAGAGGAAGGCUAUCUAGCAAAGAUCUUCAUACCUGAAGGCACAAAAGAUGUUCCUCUAGGAAAGUUGCUGUGUAUCAUAGUUGCUGAUGAGGGUGAUAUUGCAGCGUUCAAAGAUUACGUCCCGACAGCUGCGGAUGAUUCUUCAGUGUCAGGAAAAGCUGAGGCAGCUCCCCCAUCCCCAUCUCCUCCCACUCCAGCUGCUGCUCCACCCCCUCCUAGACCUGCCACACCCACUCCAACUCAGGCACCACCACCAGCGCCACCUCAGGCAGCACCGGCAGUAUCAGCAACAGGAGCAAGAGUUUUUUCUACACCCUAUGCCAGGACACUAGCUGCUGAGAAGAGAGUUGACCUAAAUCUUGUGACUGGUAGUGGUCCAGAUGGUCAGAUUCGAGCAGAAGAUGUAAUGAACUUUACACCAGGUGCAGUAGCCCCUGCCCCCGCUGUGGGUGCCCCUGCAGCUCCAGGAGCUUAUGUAGAUAUUCCACUGACUAAUAUGAGAAAGACUAUAGCUAAGAGGUUGACAGAGUCCAAACAGACUAUACCUCAUUAUUAUCUCACCAUAGAUGUUACACUUGAUAAAACUUUGGAGUUAAGAAAAGAACUGAACAGUUUAUUAGCAAAAGACAACAAAAAAAUCUCUGUGAAUGAUUUUAUCAUCAAAGCAUCGGCCUUGGCGUGUAAACAGAUACCCGAGGCAAAUUCUUCAUGGCAGGAUAGCUUUGUGAGACAGUACAAUACAGUAGAUAUAAAUGUUGCCGUGGCGACAGAUGCUGGGCUUAUUACACCUAUUGUAUUCAGAGCUGAUCUGAAGGGUCUAUCACAGAUAGGAGAAGAUGUUGGUAUAUUAGCAUCAAAGGCCAGAGAUGGCAAGUUACAACCACAUGAAUUCCAGGGCGGUACAUUCACAAUCUCAAAUCUAGGUAUGUUUGGAAUCAAGUCAUUUUCAGCAGUGAUCAAUCCUCCACAGGCGUGUAUUCUGGCUGUAGGCGGGGCCGAAAAGAGAUUAGUUGUGGAUGAAGACAGUGACUCAGGAUACUCUGAAGCGACAGUGAUGUCAGUGACACUAAGUUGUGACCACCGUGUUGUAGACGGUGCUGUAGGUGCCCAGUGGUUAGCACAGUUCCGCAAAUAUCUAGAAAACCCGUCAACCAUGUUGUUAUGAGGAAAUCAUCUCAAAUUGUAGACCCUACAUUUUAACAAAUUUUUGUUUUAUAAGUGCUACUAGAAAGAUUUAUUAGUAUGAAAUUGGAGUAAGUUUUUGUUACAAGUGUGUUCCAAAGUUGUAGAUGUUUGUGCUGCAAUGAAUUGAGAACAAAUUAAACAUUGUUUUUAAAUAUAUUUAAUUGAAGUAUAGGUAAUUCUCAUUGUCACGGAAAGGAAGGAAUAUAUUUAUAGAUUGUAGAUUUCAUGCUUUAUGUGAAUAUUUGGGAUAUGGUCAUACCUGUGCAAAGACCGCCAGGCUGGAAAGACCAGUAAUUUCAGUUUGCAGGGUGUUUAAAAGUCUAAAUAAUGAACAUUUGCCAGUAUAGUUGAAGGUCUUUGACGGAGAUAUUGAGCAUUACAUUAAAUGGUCACUGUCAGUAUAUAAAAGACCAUAUUUAGUUAUGGUAUCCUGAAAAAUGCCAGAAUAGACCUGAAUAAAAGCAUUUUCAGACUGUUGAGUAUGAAUUAUGCUGACUGGGGUUGACCUUAUCUUUUAAAGUGGCACUACUCUAGAUUUAUGCUAACAUUUCUGAAAUAAAGACCAUAUGUAGGUGGUUUAGUAAAUGUAAAUAGUUCAAAAAAUGAUUCAGUGUGUUCUAGGCAGUGUCAUACACUUGCUUAGUCUAUAAAAUAUGUAGAAGAGCUCUCUGCAGAGCCUACCCUGCAAUAAAAAUAAGCUGUAGAAUAGAAUGUAUUAAUGGAAAUUUGUUUAACAGUAACUUAUACAAUAGAUAGGGAGAAAAUAUUUCUUCAUAUGUUAUUAGCAUUGAACAAAAAAAACUGACAACACAACACUGCCAUUUUAUUGCAAAACAAAAGUAUGCAAGGUCUAAGUGUAGUUUAUCAUUUUGAAAGGAGUCUAGAUCCAGUUAGUGAAAUUUUCUUAUAAACAGAUGAAGUUCUAUGAAAUUUACAGUCAAACCUGUGUGAAAGACCACCUAGGAAUAGACUGGUAGGUUCAUUUCCAUCUAGAGCUUUAAUUGUUUGAAUAACAACAUAAAGGGGCCACAUUUUAGCUAUCUUAAGCAUGGUCUGUAUAUAUAUGUUGGACUGCACAUCUCUACAUUUUAAGUAUGUGAUUUAUGUAAAUAUGCAUAAAUUUAUAAAUGUCAAAUCUCCUGUACAUAGUCUAGCAUGUAGUCAUUCUUUUACUUUUAAAGUUGAAACAAGAUUUCAAGUUUGUUUAAUUAUAAGCUGAAUGUUAUGAACUUACAAAUUUACAUUUUUGCUUAUUGUAAUUUUUCUCUUUCAUGGACCUUGAUUUAUUAACGGCAGAUUUUUACAUUGUAGAAAAAAAUAUUUAAAACUUCUGUUUUAUUUCGUUAUUGUUUAUAAUGGAGACCUAUAUACAUGUAACCUCAGUUAUUAACACGCCCAAACACUAAACAUUUAGUUACUGUCCCAGUAUACACAGAUCUUUAGAAUAAACUUCUCAAGAACAAGAACCUCUACAACACACACUCUUUCUAGCAGUGAACAACCUUCUAGAGGUUAUAUGUAUGACUGUGUAAGGAGAUGUUGGUUUUUCAGUCGUUAGUUGGUCUUAAUGGAAUGUUGUUAUUCAACUUUCAAGACUACUGAAUAUCUGUAAUAUACAUGUAUUCUAUGCAUACACAAUACAUUAUGGGAGAUGUUGCAAAAUAGUACCAUGAAUUCUGGUAGUAAAGAUGUUACUGAUAGUGAAGUAAACUGAAGAAAUGUUUUAUCUAAAAUGUUUUAUUGGGUAUUACCAUAAGAUUUCUUUAUAUGUGCUGAGAACGUUUAAAUGCAUGUUUUUGGAAUGAAGAUGUUAAAUAUAUUGUUUGCAAAUGCUGUAUCAUUUGAUUUACUCCUGUAUUUUUUGUCUGAUAAAAAUUUAAGCUUAUUACUAUGAAACGUAUAUCAGCAUAUUUCAGAUGAAACUGUUACUUGAAAUUAUGAUUUUGAAUUUUGUUUCAUUAUACCUGAGUAAGAGUCUUUUCAGAUAAUCUAUGAUUUGAAUGAACGAAGUAACCUGUUUUCCUCCCCUUGCAGUAUAAAUGCUACUCCUGUUCUAUUUUAUAUUUCAGUUACAGGUUUACUCUAUUUAUAAAAUAUUUUUAUUUGGCUAUAUUGUAUUGAUAUUGUGAGAUUGAACUGAAACUGAUGGUAGAUUUUUGUUAAGUUUGCUUUAACUGGAUUUGAUAAAGUAAUAAACUCGUUAAAACAGUUA
Molecule: messenger RNA, 3822 nt
Organism: Mercenaria mercenaria
Lineage: Eukaryota; Metazoa; Mollusca; Bivalvia; Venerida; Veneridae
Product: dihydrolipoyllysine-residue acetyltransferase component of pyruvate dehydrogenase complex, mitochondrial-like
Exons: 11
Coding region: 70-1590 (506 amino acids)
Biological process (GO): pyruvate decarboxylation to acetyl-CoA
Cellular component (GO): pyruvate dehydrogenase complex
Molecular function (GO): dihydrolipoyllysine-residue acetyltransferase activity
Source: RefSeq, a predicted model, not a curated record